Messenger RNA from Myotis daubentonii (Daubenton's bat), 4284 nucleotides. It is a transcript of the gene RPS6KA5, whose product is annotated as ribosomal protein S6 kinase A5. The record is from RefSeq and is a predicted model, not a curated record. NCBI's taxonomy places the organism in Eukaryota, Metazoa, Chordata, Mammalia, Chiroptera, Vespertilionidae. Gene Ontology annotation, molecular function: protein serine/threonine kinase activity; magnesium ion binding; ATP binding. Gene Ontology annotation, biological process: protein phosphorylation; intracellular signal transduction.
GCACGGGGCGGGUAGGUUGCGCGGUACUAGCGGUGCCAGCUGGAGAGGGGGGAGGAGGCGGAGGAGCGAGCCGUGCGGCCAGAGCGGGAAAGAGACUCCGCCGUGCGUCCGAGUUCUGGAGCCGCCGCGCCCGCCCCGGCUCCGGGGACUGCAGCGGGAGCCGUGCGGGGCCGGGCGUCCGCUGCCUCCCGCGUCCCCUCGGAGAAGUCUGCGGGAUCCGACCGGGAGAAGAUGGAGGAGGAGAGCGGCAGCGGCGGCGCCGCGGGGACCGGCGGGGACGGCGGCGCCGCGGGAGAGCGGCUCCUCACUGUCAAGCACGAGCUGCGGACGGCAAAUUUAACAGGACAUGCAGAGAAGGUGGGGAUUGAAAAUUUUGAGCUCCUGAAAGUCCUAGGAACUGGAGCAUAUGGAAAAGUAUUUCUAGUUCGUAAAAUAAGUGGUCAUGAUGCUGGAAAGCUGUAUGCCAUGAAGGUUUUGAAAAAGGCAACAAUAGUUCAAAAGGCCAAAACCACAGAGCACACGCGGACGGAGCGACAGGUCCUGGAGCACAUCAGGCAGUCGCCGUUUUUGGUGACGUUGCACUAUGCCUUCCAGACAGAAACCAAACUUCAUCUCAUUUUAGAUUAUAUAAAUGGUGGAGAACUUUUUACUCAUCUUUCUCAAAGAGAGCGUUUCAAAGAGCACGAGGUGCAGAUCUAUAUUGGAGAGAUUGUGCUCGCCCUCGAACAUCUCCACAAGUUGGGGAUUAUAUACCGUGACAUCAAGCUUGAGAAUAUUCUGCUUGAUUCUAAUGGCCAUGUGGUGCUGACAGAUUUUGGCCUGAGUAAGGAGUUUGUGGCUGAUGAAGCUGAAAGAGCAUAUUCGUUUUGUGGCACUAUUGAAUACAUGGCACCAGAUAUCAUCAGAGGAGGAGAUUCGGGACAUGACAAGGCAGUUGACUGGUGGAGUUUAGGUGUCCUGAUGUAUGAACUACUAACUGGAGCGUCUCCUUUCACUGUGGAUGGGGAGAAGAAUUCCCAAGCUGAGAUAUCUAGGAGAAUAUUAAAAAGUGAGCCUCCGUACCCCCAAGAUAUGAGUGCUUUAGCUAAAGACCUGAUUCAGCGUCUUCUGAUGAAAGAUCCUAAGAAAAGAUUGGGAUGUGGUCCGCGUGAUGCAGAUGAAAUCAAAGAGCAUCUCUUUUUUCAGAAAAUAAAUUGGGAUGAUUUAGCUGCCAAAAAAGUGCCUGCACCAUUUAAGCCAGUCAUCCGAGAUGAAUUAGAUGUGAGUAACUUUGCUGAAGAGUUCACAGAAAUGGAUCCCACCUACUCCCCAGCAGCGCUGCCCCAGAACUCCGAGAGGCUGUUUCAGGGCUAUUCCUUCGUUGCUCCUUCUAUUCUCUUCAAGCCCAACGCAGCUGUUGUAGAUCCUCUUCAGUGUCACACAGGAGUGGAACGUCCUGGGGCGACAAAUGUUGCCAGGAGUGCAAUGAUCAAGGACUCUCCAUUCUAUCAGCACUAUGACCUAGAUCUGAAAGACAAGCCACUGGGAGAAGGAAGUUUUUCAAUUUGUCGAAAGUGCAUACACAAAAAAAGUAACCAAGCAUUUGCAGUCAAAAUAAUCAGCAAAAGGAUGGAAGCCAAUACUCAGAAAGAAAUAACAGCACUGAAGCUCUGUGAAGGACACCCCAAUAUCGUGAAAUUGCACGAAGUUUUUCAUGAUCAGCUUCACACUUUUCUAGUUAUGGAACUUCUGAACGGGGGAGAGCUGUUUGAACGCAUUAAGAAAAAGAAGCACUUCAGUGAGACCGAAGCCAGCUACAUCAUGCGGAAGCUGGUUUCAGCUGUGAGCCACAUGCAUGACGUCGGAGUGGUGCACAGAGACCUGAAGCCUGAGAAUUUACUGUUCACUGAUGAAAAUGACAACUUGGAAAUUAAAAUAAUUGACUUCGGGUUUGCGCGCUUAAAGCCACCUGACAAUCAGCCUCUCAAGACCCCGUGCUUCACCCUCCACUACGCUGCCCCGGAGCUCUUGAACCAGAACGGCUACGACGAGUCCUGCGACCUCUGGAGCCUGGGAGUCAUUCUGUAUACAAUGUUGUCUGGGCAAGUUCCAUUCCAAUCUCAUGACAAAAGUUUGACAUGCACCAGUGCAGUGGAAAUCAUGAAGAAAAUCAAAACAGGAGAUUUCUCCUUUGAAGGAGAAGCCUGGAAGAAUGUAUCCCAAGAGGCUAAAGAUUUGAUCCAAGGACUUCUCACAGUUGAUCCAAAUAAAAGGCUUAAAAUGUCUGGCCUGAGAUACAAUGAAUGGCUCCAAGACGGCAGUCAGCUGUCCUCCAACCCUCUGAUGACUCCCGACAUCCUGGGGUCUUCAGGAGCCGCCGUGCACACCUGCGUGAAGGCCACCUUCCACGCCUUUAACAAGUACAAGAGAGAGGGGUUUUGCCUUCAGAAUGUCGACAAGGCCCCCCUGGCUAAGAGAAGGAAGAUGAAAAAGACCAGCACCAGCACGGAGACGCGCAGCAGCUCCAGCGAGAGCUCCCAUUCUUCGUCCUCUCACUCCCACGGCAAAACCACCCCCACAAAGGCACUGCAGCCCAGCAACCCUGCCGACAGCAACACCCCCGAGCCCCUCUUCCAGUUCUCGGACUGAAUGGCACAGGAACGGGAGGGCUGUGACCCGGGAGCCUGGCACUUUUGCUCCCUCGGCAAUGCCUGAGGUGACGUUUCGUCAAAGUCAAAGCUUGUCUACUUUAAGGAAAUAAAAUAUCCUGAAUGAGCCAAAAAAACAAAACCACCAACCAAACAGAAAAACAAGCCCCGCUGGUCUCAUUGGAAUCUGCCUCUUGGGGAAUUUUUUCAGGAAAACCCACUGGUUAUCCUUGUCCUAAAGCACUGGACAGAGAAUGUGACUGUGAACGAAGCACAGGUUACACAGUUUAGUGACCUGCCUGGUGCCAGCAGGACGGUUCUGGAAGGAGCAGAGGCCCCUGUGAAUGCGAUCAGGGGCCGGCCAGAUUCGAACUGCUCGCAGAGUAGACACUGGCCUUUCAGCGGUCCGCCGGCAAGUUACUCCUACUGUGGCGACACCUUCUGCUUCGCCUUGUGGAUAAUGUGGGCUUUUAAGAGAUUUGCACCCUUUCAACAGGGAUUUAUCAGAGAAAAAAUGUCUGUUCUAAAAAAGAUUCUGUAAUGACUUUUAUGUGUGGCAUAUACUUAUUUCUGAGCGAGGAUUUUAACUUAUUGUUUUUAUUUUAUGGUUACAUAUGAUGAUAACCUUCUAUUAAUCUUUUUCAAAAGGUAAAAGAAAAGCUAUAAGGACUCAUGGCCCCAGGCUCUGUCUUUGGGGCCCAUCUGAGUGCAUGCUCAGCUCUUUGCACUGCUCUGUCCUGGCAGUUUGUUCAAUGGUAUUGCGAGCCAUUAAGGUACAUGUCUCUGUUUUAGGUAACAUUGCACUUUAUAAAAGAAUAUGAAUAAAGCAAACUAUUUUAUGAAGUGCACUGGUUAAAGCGUAUGUACUGUAUUUUUGCCAUUUUUUUUUUUUGUUAUCUACUUUAAAUUUGUCCUCACACCCCCUUCUACCUUGUUUGCAACAAGUAGCAUGAGCCGUGUGGCAUAACGUCACCAUCAGCCACGCGGGCACCGACGUGAGGAAAAGCUAAAGGGAAAUUCUGUUCAACACUGUGCUUUAUAUUUGUACACUGUGUUGUCUACAGUGAGGCAUUUCCUCCUGUGGCUGGAUAUCAUGUACAUAAUAUUUUAAAAUCAUAACUAUGACUUAUUUGGAAAUUUUCCUGUUAAAUUUUGAAUCCAGAAAGCAUAUUUUAUAAACUUAUGCAGAGCACUUUUAUUGCUCAAAAGUUCUGAAUUCAUACACAAAACAUGCGCUUUGUGAUGAAAACGUUUUACUGAGAGAUUGCUGCAUUUACAGAUACGAUUAAUUCACUUCCUAUGCAAAAAAAGAAGUGGUAGAAUUUGUAUGUUCUGUUUUCUUUUAAAGCUAUCACACGAAAUGUUAGGACUGAGAAAGGUGAUCUUGGCCAUGUUUACAGGAAUCAUGCUUAAAAGAUAAAUCCCAAUACAUUUCUUUUCGUUUUUGUUAAUGAUAACCUCUGGAGCAUUAGUUUGGAAUUUGGGUGUGAUAUUUAUUUAUUCAUUUAUUGAGAUAAUGCAGCAUUAAUUUCAGCCAAUUAUGAAUACUAAAAAUAUUGCACUCUAUGUAACAGUAGUAUAUUUAUUGCUAAAUCAAUGUAUAUAUUAUUAGCACAAGCAAGAAAAAUGGCAAAUAUUAAAAUAUUUUCAAAAUAUU